GGGAGACAGACACAGCAGAGAAGGACGAUGGACCAUGGUCAGCCACCCAGCAGCAUGAUGAGCUGCCAUCUUUGUACUGCUCCUCCCCUCCGGCGCGGCGGUGCCCCGCCCGCCUCCGUACACACACACACGGGUCGCGGCUAGCCGGCUAGAGUCUCUUUUCCAAGCCCACUCUUUUUUCUCCUCUCCACUUCGUUACGCGGACAGUGGGAGGAGCCACAGCCAUUAUAAUAGCACGCCAUACGCCAAAAGCUCCACUGGAGCCGAGCAGCUACUCCUCCCAGUCCCAGGCUCACUGUCGCUCCUCCCAAGAACCCGCCCAAAGAAUCCUAGAAAUCCAAGAAAGGGAGCAACCAAAACAGGAGGAGGUCUGCAGGAGGAGGAGCAGGUCAGCAGGAGGAGGUGGUGCUGAAGGGGAAGAUCUCACAAGUGUGUGAAGACCACACAGUCUCGCGCACUCGCAAACCCAGUGCGCGCUGCGGUCUUCCUCUUCGCCCACCUUCUUGGAGCGGGGAGGUUGGCCAUGAGGAGGUGGUGGCCGGCUGCCCUGCUGGGCUGCGCAGUGGCGGUGUCCGUUCUGGUGGCCGCCGUGGAAUGCGCUGUGACUUACGACAAGAAGGCGGUGCUGAUUGAUGGGCAGAGGCGGAUUCUCUUCUCCGGAUCCAUACACUACCCCAGGAGCACCCCUGAUAUGUGGGAAGGGCUGAUUCAGAAAGCUAAAGACGGAGGCUUGGAUGUCAUUCAGACCUAUGUCUUUUGGAACGGACAUGAGCCUACGCCUGGAAAUUACUAUUUCGAGGAGAGGUACGAUUUAGUCAGGUUCAUAAAGACGGUCCAGAAGGCUGGCCUGUUUGUACAUCUCCGCAUCGGUCCCUACAUUUGUGGCGAGUGGAACUUCGGCGGCUUCCCAGUUUGGUUGAAGUAUGUACCGGGCAUCAGCUUCAGGACAGACAACGAACCUUUCAAGACGGCCAUGCAGGGUUUCACUGAGAAAAUUGUGGGAAUGAUGAAGAGCGAAAACCUCUUUGCAUCCCAAGGUGGCCCAAUUAUCCUCUCUCAGAUUGAGAAUGAGUAUGGGCCAGAAGGCAGGGAGUUUGGUGCCGCAGGUCAGGCAUAUAUCAACUGGGCAGCAAAGAUGGCAGUCGGAUUGGGUACUGGUGUGCCGUGGGUGAUGUGCAAGGAGGAGGAUGCACCUGAUCCAGUGAUCAAUGCAUGCAAUGGUUUCUACUGUGAUGCAUUUUCUCCUAACAAACCUUACAAGCCCACAAUGUGGACUGAAGCUUGGAGUGGCUGGUUCACGGAAUUUGGUGGGACCAUCCGCCAACGACCGGUUGAAGAUCUUGCAUUUGCUGUUGCUAGAUUUGUACAAAAGGGUGGUUCUUUUAUCAAUUACUACAUGUAUCAUGGAGGAACAAAUUUUGGGCGCACUGCUGGGGGUCCCUUCAUCACAACAAGCUAUGAUUAUGAUGCUCCAAUUGAUGAAUAUGGACUUGUUAGAGAACCAAAGCACAGUCAUCUUAAAGAACUCCACAGAGCUGUUAAGUUAUGCGAGCAGGCUUUGGUUUCUGUUGACCCAGCAAUUACUACCCUUGGUACCAUGCAAGAGGCCCGCGUCUUCCAAUCUCCAUCUGGUUGUGCAGCUUUCCUUGCAAACUACAAUUCUAACUCCUAUGCGAAAGUUGUGUUCAACAAUGAGCAAUACAGCCUACCACCUUGGUCGAUUAGCAUCCUUCCUGAUUGCAAAAAUGUUGUUUUUAACAGUGCCACAGUUGGUGUUCAGACAUCUCAGAUGCAAAUGUGGGGAGAUGGUGCCUCAUCAAUGACGUGGGAGAGGUAUGAUGAGGAGGUUGAUUCUCUGGCAGCUGCUCCAUUGCUCACCACAACUGGUUUGCUUGAGCAGCUUAAUGUCACGAGAGACAGCAGUGAUUAUUUGUGGUACAUCACCAGUGUUGACAUAAGCUCAUCUGAAAACUUUCUACAAGGUGGCGGCAAGCCUCUGUCUCUCAGUGUGCAGUCUGCUGGUCAUGCCUUGCAUGUCUUUGUCAAUGGACAACUUCAAGGUUCUGCUUAUGGUACCAGGGAAGAUCGAAGAAUCAAAUAUAAUGGCAAUGCUAGCCUUCGAGCUGGUACUAACAAAAUUGCACUGCUGAGUGUUGCCUGUGGAUUGCCGAAUGUUGGAGUGCAUUAUGAGACGUGGAACACUGGUGUUGGUGGUCCUGUUGUGCUUCAUGGGCUGGAUGAAGGUUCACGAGACCUUACUUGGCAGACUUGGUCCUAUCAGGUUGGCCUGAAAGGCGAACAGAUGAAUCUGAACUCCAUAGAAGGCUCAAGCUCAGUUGAAUGGAUGCAAGGGUCAUUGAUAGCUCAAAACCAGCAGCCAUUGGCCUGGUAUAGGGCUUACUUUGAGACUCCCAGCGGGGACGAGCCAUUGGCUUUGGAUAUGGGUAGCAUGGGCAAGGGCCAAAUCUGGAUAAAUGGACAAAGCAUUGGACGCUACUGGACAGCAUAUGCAGAUGGGGACUGCAAAGAAUGCAGUUACACGGGAACCUUCCGGGCACCCAAAUGUCAAUCAGGCUGUGGUCAGCCCACGCAACGAUGGUAUCAUGUGCCAAAGUCCUGGCUGCAGCCCACCAGAAACCUGCUGGUAGUCUUCGAGGAACUUGGUGGGGAUUCAUCGAAGAUCGCCCUAGUGAAGAGGUCAGUCUCAAGUGUCUGUGCUGAUGUAUCUGAGGAUCACCCAAACAUCAAGAACUGGCAGAUCGAAAGCUACGGCGAGCGCGAGUACCACAGGGCCAAAGUGCACUUAAGAUGUGCACGUGGGCAGUCCAUUUCCGCAAUCAAAUUCGCAAGCUUUGGGACACCUACGGGAACCUGUGGAGAUUUCCAGCAAGGAGAUUGCCACUCAGCUAACUCUCACACAGUCCUAGAGAAGAAAUGCAUUGGGCUCCAAAGAUGCGUCGUCGCCAUCUCCCCCGAGAGCUUUGGAGGAGACCCCUGCCCGAGCGUGACGAAAAGGGUGGCGGUCCAGGCAGUAUGUUCUCCCGUCGCGUAGCCUUACUUCUCCAAGCAAUGGAUUUGGAAGGCGGUCGACAAAAAAAAAAAAAUAAAAAAUGGUCGAAACCAGUGCAGGGUGAGUGGAACUGUAAGUAUCGUCGACUUUGAUUAUUAGAUGUGGCUGGCUUGAGAGGUUAGCAGCAUUCGUUGUCGGAUUCCAGAUUAGGAUUUGUAGUCUGCUGCAUCUCCAUGAAUUGUUCAAAGCGGCCGGCUGGAUAAUGUUGUAGCUGGUCCAGGAAUGCAGCUGUAGAGAGAGAGAGAGAGAGAGAGAGAGAGAGAGAGAGAGAGAGAGAGAGAGAGAGAGAGAGAGAGAGAGAGAGAGAGAGAGAGAGAGAGAGAGAGAGAGAGAGAGAGAGAGGAGUGGAGGCAGAAGAGUGACUGAUUAUGCAUUCUUUUGCUGUGGUGUUAGUAGCUGUGUACCCGUGACACAUGUCGUCUUUCUUGGAACGGAGAAAGAUGCAGGUGAAGUGUGCAUUGUGCCCUUUUGUUCUACUGCUACUGCUAGUGGUAAGGCAGGAGCCUUGCAAUUGUGGGGGGAGAACAGUGCCUUCUUUUUCUGAAGGAAAAUCCCGUGUGGAAUUGCUUGGAAUUAGUCUUGGCUCGUGAUAACAACAUACUAGUAGUAUGGGUGCGGUGGCCGUGGGGAAUUGGUGAAGGGAAACAAAAGCCUGAGCCCUGAGGAAUUGAUUUCCACGCUGAUUUGUAUGUAUAUAUAAAGAAACGUGUGGUGGCAUAUUGAUGCAGUCGGCAUUGGAUGCGCUUCCUGCUGCCGAGCCAUCAUUCUCGCAGAAAUCUGUGUCAGGCAGGACAGGACCAGCGCUGGAGAUGUUUCCCUCUGCCAAUCCAACCGGACCUAUAAUUAUCGAAGGAACUGUGGCUGUGAGAACCGUAGGGCCAAGCAUGUGUUACUCCGUGAAGAGACUGGACUCGUCUCAUAUAUUUUUCGUGUAGAGACGAGGCUUGCUUCUUAUAUAUUUUUUCAAUUAAUCUCUAGAGACCAGACCUUAUAUUACGUAGGAUUGUACUUGUACAUGUUUUUAGAAGGUCAGGCAUAUUUGGUUGCA
Messenger RNA from Zea mays, 4118 nucleotides. RefSeq names its product beta-galactosidase 5. Gene Ontology annotation, molecular function: carbohydrate binding; hydrolase activity, hydrolyzing O-glycosyl compounds. The transcript is spliced from 19 exons. Lineage: Eukaryota; Viridiplantae; Streptophyta; Magnoliopsida; Poales; Poaceae. Bases 524 to 3052 code for a protein of 842 amino acids. Gene Ontology annotation, biological process: carbohydrate metabolic process. The record is from RefSeq and is a predicted model, not a curated record.